AUGGCAAAGGUUUUGGUGAAAUAUGAAGUAUGGGAAGGGAUUUCUUUUUAUUUGGUUUACCACCAUUAAGUAAAUAAUUAUUGUAAAUGUGAGUAGUUAUUUUUAAAGUGGGUUUUUUAUUUUAUGUUUUAUUCAUUAAUCCAAUAUUACUCUAGCUGCCUUAUUUACUGACUGUUAAUUGUGUGCGUAAUCUCUAGUUUGUAAAUAGCAAUUAAGCAUUAUUAUAUGCUUGA
Molecule: messenger RNA, 233 nt
Organism: Paramecium pentaurelia
Lineage: Eukaryota; Ciliophora; Oligohymenophorea; Peniculida; Parameciidae
Source: the annotation of a GenBank genome assembly